CUCUGAUUUUUUUUAUUUAUUUUUUAGCGGGAGAGAAGUGUCUUCGUUAGGGCUCUGGUGUUCCUCCUAAAAUUUAUCGAACUCCUUUUACGGUCUCAGAAACCAUGGUCUGGGGUCUGUUCCCCGCCGAAUCUCUUCCAGGUGAACAAAAAUAUUUUAUCUAUUCCAAAGGGGCAUAUAAAGUUGGUAGAAAAGGUUGCGAUGUGAUUAUUAAUACAGACAAGGGUGUUUCACGGAUACAUGCAGAGAUAAUUGUUGAUGCCAUGACUUCAUUUGAUCCUCAUCAAAACAGACCAUCUGGUUUUCCUUUAGAAGUUCGUAUAAGAGAUUGUUCAAAGUAUGGGACGUUUAUUAACAAGAAACUGGGAAAGGGGGCAAAGGUUCAUGAACAUCCAAAUAAGGAGAUGACUCUGAAAGAUGGGGAUCUGGUAUCAUUUGGAACCGGUAAUGCUACCUACAGGUUUUGUUUUGUUCCACUCAUAUUUUUUGUUUACUGCUCCAAGUCCUUGCGUAGUUUCCUUGAAGAUAAAAUUUCGUUAAUUGGUGCUUUUGCCACUUGUAAUUGGACUCCAGAGUGCACACAUGUGCUUGUUGAUGAGUCUGCACCAGUCAAAGAAGAGCUGCUUGAGGCUGUAAUGGCUAGGAGACCUGUCAUCCUUGGCAAUUGGGUUGAGGUUGUUUCACAGGAUAAUAUUCGUUCUGAAAUUCCAAGCUGCUCUCUCUUUGUUCCUACUUUAAUGUUCGAAGGAAUGCCGAUCAAAAUUGUGGACCCUAAGCAUCGAGAAAACUGUUUGGCCGGACAUACUUUUUUGUUGGGAUCACUUAAUUUGUAUAUAUUUGGGAGCAGAUUGCAAUCUUUGUUGGAUGUGUGUGGUGCGAAGGCUCUUUCUAUUGAUGAUUUCUGCUCAAGUAGCCAAGCCUCUGAAGAUGGAGAUAAUUUUGUUCUAAUAAUCCCAACGGGCUCAGUAAACAAGUUUGAUCACUUCCACCACCUCCGCUCACUAUCUAGAAUAACUGACACAAAUUUGGUUUGUGCUAUUUUAUCUGGGCAUCUGGAUCCAUCAGUUGUGGUACCACCAUCUUUACUUGUUUCAUCCUCAUGCUCUACGGAUGAGACGAUAGUUGCAGAUUCUGAUGUGGAAGUGGACACAUCUGCAUCAGAUCAUGUGACUGAAGCUACUCAAUCAGAAGAAGCCAUAAGACAUGAAGUUAAAGGGAAGAUAUCUGUAGAUCAUGCUUAUACUGCUUCACAGAAAGUGCAAAGUUCAAGUUUUAGGACCGAGGGUGGUGGCAUUAUCAUCACUAAAAGUGACAAGCUUAUUGAAUCUGAGACAUCUGAAAAUCAAAAUUCAGAUGUUAUAUUCAGUCAAGAUUUGGUUGUUAUAGAUGCCAAGGCACCAGCUUCAGUUUCUUCCAUGACAAAAACUGUAGUGGUUAACUUCAAAUGCUUUAGAAAGAGAGAGACUCAGUCAGGGAAUAGCUUCAAAGAUCUUAUCCCAUUUUCGAAAUACCCAUACAAUGAAUCUGACUAUGGGAGUGAGGUGGCUGAAUAUGUGAAAGCAGAGAAGAAGCAAAAACAAAUGGAAGCUAUCGCAGAAGACUUGUUCAACAAUGAGAAAAAAAGGAGACGCGGACCGACUGGUCCAUCAAUUCGUGAAUUUUUGACUCGGGGUUGACAAAAGUGAUCAUUAAUUUGGUUGGCUCGAGAUCCAUUUUGCACAUAAGCUUGUUCAAGGUUCUUGGUUUAGUGGAACCUGCAGCACAUGACUCGAUUGACAUCUGGUAGUUCUCAACGACCUCAAUGAAUUUCAGCGCAUUCUGUAAAUUUAUUGGUUCUGAACCCAUUUUGUCAUUGUAAAUGUCUUUAUCAAUAACCUUUUGUGGGACUUCUUCAUGGAAGUUGUGCCUUGAUCAUGGGAAUUUUUAACGAUCAUAGAAUUGAAUCCAUUUGUGCCACGUGUA
This is a messenger RNA of Nelumbo nucifera (sacred lotus), 1962 nucleotides long. It is a transcript of the gene NBS1, whose product is annotated as nijmegen breakage syndrome 1. Gene Ontology annotation, biological process: double-strand break repair via homologous recombination; mitotic G2 DNA damage checkpoint signaling. Lineage: Eukaryota; Viridiplantae; Streptophyta; Magnoliopsida; Proteales; Nelumbonaceae. The record is from RefSeq and is a predicted model, not a curated record. Gene Ontology annotation, molecular function: protein binding; damaged DNA binding. Gene Ontology annotation, cellular component: Mre11 complex.